Messenger RNA from Aspergillus chevalieri, 810 nucleotides. Its product is annotated as cell morphogenesis protein PAG1. Lineage: Eukaryota; Fungi; Ascomycota; Eurotiomycetes; Eurotiales; Aspergillaceae. The record is from RefSeq and is a predicted model, not a curated record. Bases 1 to 810 code for a protein of 269 amino acids. The transcript is spliced from 2 exons.
AUGGCUUCGCAUCCUUUUAUCAAAACUGGCCCCGUCCAGCAGUCCAAUACCCCGAUGCCCCUCAUACCCGACGAUUCGAGCCCUGUGUCGCACCAUAGCCUCGCAUCUCCACCGGAUCGUUUCGUUUCAAGGAGUACUCCCGCAUCCGCGGUGCAUAGUCGGGAAGCCUCUGCUGCGACUACUAGAGGGAGAGCGUUGGAUCCUUCCGCCGUGAAUACCUCGUCUUUACAACCUAAGAACAACCGUCGUGGUCAAUCCCAUUCCAAGAGCCCCGAGACUUCUGGACCCUCUCGCCCCAAUUUAGGAUACGAUGCUGGACUAGAACGACGCCCAUCCAACUCCUCCUACGGCCAUCACCGCCAGACGUCGAUUGUUCAUGGAAUCCAACACUCCCGUAACCCGAGCUUUGCCGCUUCGUCGACCUCGAAUAGUCCUCUGAGUCCCGAACUGAUCGCAUCGCUGGGUCGUGGUGGUGGUAUUAGCAGUGGCGCUGGCGCCCAUGAUCAGGAACUCCCGUCAUUCGGACGUCUGGAACAGCCCGAUAUGCAGUCAACCUACCAAAGCCCCGGAGCCAACGGUUCGAGCCAUGGAUUACAGGGAUCAUCGGAGGAUCAAAAUGUUCCGAGCAUCGUCAAUGGCAGUCCGGCAAGCCAUGUUCACAGAAGGAUGAACUCAAAUGGGAGAACAUGGCAGGACCGCUCGCAUAGUCGUUCGCAUUCGAGACAUUACAUUGAAUUGAGAACGGUGGGCGAAUAUGCCUUGCACCAUCUUUUCAACUCGGUGAGAUAUACUUCUCCGUUUGAGGAUUAA